Molecule: messenger RNA, 5969 nt
Organism: Cuscuta campestris
Lineage: Eukaryota; Viridiplantae; Streptophyta; Magnoliopsida; Solanales; Convolvulaceae
Source: the annotation of a GenBank genome assembly
AUUCGCAGCCCCUCUGGCAUCUAGUGCCUCAGGCCCUAUUGGUGGUGUACACACGACAACAGCCAUGGCCACCCACCUGCCUCAUUCGUUUUCUCCAGUGGUACAGCUCUCUCAAGAUGUUCCAACGUCUCCAAUGAUGACUCUGGUCCCUCACACACAGCCUUUAAACGUUGCCAAUAGUGCUACGUCCAACUCUCAUGCAUUUGCUUCAUGCGCACCAAGUGUUCGACCAAAUGCUCCAGUGACAACUUCAACUAGUUCUGCUGAUUUUCUCCAGGUUAAAGUCCCUUUGGCUGCCUUUUCUCAUUUUAAUUGGAAAGAUAUUGCUGGGGCUGAGCUCAAGGGGUUGAUUGAUUCGUCCUUUGCAUUAUUUCAUAUCCCCUUUGCUUCCCUUGCACAAUUUUCACGUUAUAAUGUGCAAGGGGCUGUUGUUAUGGCUUUGAUUGGGCCGGAUGGGAGUGUUUAUGGUGAUGAUAAACCUGUCUCUUAUUCCCCAAUCACCCAACCCCAUUUGUUCCAACAUCAUACCCUAGAACUCCCACAUGAACGCAAGGCACGCUUAGCUCAAGAGGCUGCAUCCAUGGCUGAAACUGCUGCCAUCCCAGGUGCUCCAACGCACAAGGAGAAGGUUACUGAAACCUCCCAAAAUCCUAGUCUGCUCCAACGCAAGGCAACCUUAAGAGAGGUCUCAUUUGCACCUCCUCAUGAUCAGGCCAAAGAGAAACAGGGAGUGGCCCAUAUAGAUGUUUCAAAAACAGGUAAAAAUGGGGUUUCAUCACUGCCAUUAGACGCUACUGUCCUUCACACCACCUCGGUAGUAGUUGGGCUACCUCACACAACUAAGCCCGAGGGGCCACCCAGCGCACCAAAGCUCUCCUUUGCACAAGCCGUGGCAGGUCCUACAACGCCAGGUAUUUCUUUACGGGCCAAUGUUUCCCGACCUUGUGCUAUUUUAUCAAAUGUGGUAGUUGAGGAUAAAGUCCCUACUUUUCAUAGAGGUACACCUGCUGUUGUUUUUAAGAAAUCGGAAAUGCAACAACUUUCUCAACUGGAUAAUUUUCUCUUGAUUGGUAAAUUUUCUCAUGGACGCCCAGAAAUUGCCACGUUGAGGAAGUUGUUUGUUGCACAAUUUAUUCUUAGGGGGUGGUCCCCAGAAUUUAACGUUAAAACUGAAUCCUCCGUUGCGCCGGUGUGGGUGACGUUUCCUAAUUUGAGGGCUGAUUUAUUUAAUGAAAGUGCCAUCCACCAGCUUUGUAAGCCCAUUGGGAGGUGUUUGAAAGUGGACGUAGCUACGUCCACUUUUUCAUGUCCCAAUGUGGCUAAAGCCCGGGUGGAGAUUGAUUUGUUGAAGCCUAGGAUUGAGCAGAUUUGGAUUGGUUUCUCUGAUGCACCUGGCGAGGAGGAUGUGGGCAUGUUCCAGCCUGUGGAAUAUGAACGCAUUCCAAAGUACUGCACGGCUUGUUUCAAACAGGGUCACGAUAAUACUUCGUGCAAUACUUUGAUUCCUAGCCAGCCUGAUCAGAGGACAGUUGUUGUUGUUCCCCAACCUGCCAUGACUGCACCAACGAAUACCCAACCUCCUAGACGGAGGCGAAGUAGGAGUCGGGUUAGACGUCAAAGGGAGGGGAAAGCUAUUGCUUUGGAUGAUGCAGGUAUGGGUAGCUCCCAUCGAGAGGAGUCACAGUAUGUUUGGAGAGAAAAGACUGUGAAAGGAUCCCGACCUAUUGAGGUCGUGGAUGUCGAUGGUUCAGUCAUGACGAGUGUAGCUCGUAGACUAGUGACGGGUCCAGAGGUGAUCAUUUUGAGGAUCCCACUUACAUUGCCCGGGAUCUUGCAGCGCGUGGUUUUUCCCCUGCAAGGGAGGCUGGGACUACUAGGGGGCAUGAGGGUGGUGGGUGAUUUCAACUGUCUGCUCGAUCCCUCGGAGAAGAAAGGUGGUCGGCCGUAUGCUUCAGUCAAAUAUCGGCCAUUUGUUGAAUGCGUGGAGGAUUGUGAACUGGUUGAUUCUCCUUUCACUGGGGAGGAAUAUACCUGGUUCAACAAUCGAGUGGGCGGCAUGGAGAUUCGGAGCCGGAUUGACCGAUUGCUGUUUAACCAGCCAUGGAUGGAUAUGUUCUCUUGCUUGGUGCAUCACUUGGAUAGAGUUGGAUCUGAUCAUGCUCCGCUGUUGGUGGAGUGUAAGUCUCAUGAGCGUCUUCCUGCACGGCCUUUCACCUUCCUUAAUGUCUGGAGGGAGCAUGAGGAUUUUCAGAGAGUGGUGUCCGAUUCUUGGCGGGAGGACAUUGCUGGCAGUCCCAUGUUCAUAUUUGAUCCUUCGGAUGAGACCUACAUUGAGUUCAAGAGGCGCUCUGCACUUUUGAAGCGCCACUACCGUAUCGAGGAUGAGUUUUGGCGGCAGAAAGCCCAUGUGAAAUGGGUGACGGACGGGGAGAGGAACUCGGGGUACUUUCACUCUAUAGUGAAGGAUCGCCGGCAGAAGCUUUACAUUCACCGCAUACAAGAUGAUCGUGGGCAGUGGGUCACGGAGAGAGCCGCAAUUGCAAUGCAUGCGACCACCUUUUUUCAGGCCAUGUUCACUGCAGAUCCUAGUGUCACAUCUUCGGCCUUAGAUAUGAUUCCACGGCUGGUCACUGAUGAUGAUAAUGGUCGGCUAUGUGCUGUUCCGGAGAUGGAGGACGUCAAGACUGUGGUCUUUGCUAUGGAUUCUCGGAGUGCAGCGGGACCCGAUGGAUUUACUAGGGCUUUCUAUAAAGCUGCUUGGACGAUCAUUUGCAUGGACUUAUUGGCGAUGGUGCAGGCUUUUUUCUUGGGCCACGAUCUGACUCGCUCCCUCACUGACACUUUUAUUGUUUUGUUGCCCAAGAAGCCCAAUCCUGUGACCUUUGCGGACUUUAGACCCAUCUGUCUGUGUAAUUACUGCAAGAAGAUCAUCACAAAGAUUAUGGUGGUUCGCUUGGCUUCUGUGCUCCCUCGCCUGCUAUCCCCCCAUCAGAGUGGGUUUGUGGCGGGGCGAUCUAUCACUGAUAAUAUUCUUUUGGCCCAGGAGAUGUGUCACGGGAUGCGUGUGGAUAAUGAAGAUGUCAUUCUGAAGUUGGAUAUGAUGAAGGCCUAUGAUCGAGUCUCUUGGUAUUUCUUGAUGUCAGUGCUAUGCAGAUUUGGAUUUUCGGAGACUUGGAUCGAUUUGGUCUAUCGGGCCAUCUCGAAUAUAUGGUACUCAGUCAUUAUUAAUGGGAUUCGGGAGGGCUUUUUUCAUUUGACGAGGGGCCUGCAGCAGGGGGACCCACUCUCUCCGUCCUGGUUCAUUCUAUCAGCAGAGGUCCUAUCUCGCUCUUUGACUCAGCUGUAUACAGAUCCUACAGUUGUUCGUUUUACACAGCCUCGUGAUGCACCGCAUAUCCACCAUCUUGCCUAUGCCGACGAUAUUGUCAUCUUUACAUCGGCGAGGGGGGACACUUUGGAGCGAGUUCGAGCGAUUCUACAUUCAUAUGAGCAGAUUUCUGGCCAGGCUGUCAGUUUCCCCAAGAGCGCGUUCUAUAUGCACCCUAAGGCGCUGGCCCCUGUGCUGGAGCGUGUUAGAGAUACUCUCGGGUGUGCUUUGGAUAUGCUUCCAUUUACUUAUCUUGGCUGCCCUAUCUACCAGGGAAUCGAUUUGGACGGGGUUCAUCCUGUGUCCAAGCAGCGCGUUAAUAAUGAUUCUCACACAUGGAAGCGCAUGCUGGAUGUUCGGGCCGUGGUUGAGCCUAUGAUUCGAUGGUGUGUAUUUUUUGGCACGUCUAAUUUCUGGUGGGAUACAUGGUCUGGACUGGGUGCCUUGCAUCGUCAGGUGGACGGCUGUAGUGGAUAUUGGACUGAUGAAGUGGGCUAUAUGUAUCGCUCUGAUUUUAUGAUUGACCAUGAUGCGCUGCCCCCUGACCUCCAACGACAACUGUGCCUUGAGCCGCCAUCUCUUGUUUCUGAUCAUGCAGAUAUUUCGAUCUGGACCCCGUCUACGGACGAGAAGUUUACUCUUGCUUCUGCUAAGGAGCUUCUUAGACCGAGGAGGGACGAAGAGCUAGAGGACACUGUGCUUAAGAGGUGCUGGCAGAAGCACUUACCCUAUAAGAUGUCCUUUCUAGCGUGGCGCGUUUUGAUGCAACGCCUCUCCACUGAUGAUGUCCUGGCGAGAUUUGCCUUUGCUUUGCCCUCUCGGUGCUUCUGUUGUUCGCCGCCAGGACGAGAGACCAUAGCACAUAUUUUCUAUCGUGGGAGCAUGGCGCGGCGUGUUUGGACUUAUUUCACAGAGUCUGCCCGCAUCCAGGGCACACAUCACAGUUUGAGGUACAUUUUGAGUAUAUGGUGGGCGCGGAGGCCGAAGAGCAGGAUGCUCUCGUUCCUAUUCCAUCGCUUACCGACUAUCAUUCUUUGGGAGCUUUGGACGCACUAUGCUGCGUGCAAGUAUGGGGAUGCUAGUCCGAACUUCGCACGCAUUAUCUUUCGGGUAGCUACGGCGGUGUCGGAGUGCAUCUAUCGUCGCUGGCCUAGUGGGGGUCCUUUGCCUCCCCGAUGGUCGCUGAUUAUGGAGCACGUUCGACGAGGCUCUAGACGCAGGAGGAUAGCGCCGAUUUGGUGGGUCCCACUGCCGGGUGGCACCAUCAAGGUGAAUGUGGUGAGGGCCCCGCUCCGUGGGGCAUAUGCAGCGAUCGUGCGUGACUCGACAGGUAAGUUUCUUUAUGCCCUCUCUUCUAUUGCUUUCAGGUGGGACCCAGUGGAACGUGGAGGGAUGGACGUGCUUCUUCGGUGUAUUCAGUGGUGUAUAUCCCAGUCUUUCUUGCGUAUCCACGUGGAGUCCCACCUUUCAAAGUUAGCUUGUUUCUUUAGAGAGGGUACCCCGUGGUACCUUCAUGAUGUUUAUGUUAGGGUGCGUUUCCUCUGUUCUAUUGCGACGGUCCAGUGGUUUCAUUGUGACGUUCGAGCGAAUGGUCUGACGAUUGAGUUGGCUUUGUGGGACGUGGAUAGUACAGAUGGGACGCGGGAGUUUACUAAUCUGCAGGAUCUUGAUAUUCGGGCUGGAUGGACUAAUCGGCUUGGGCGGCCUUCUGGAUUGGACUUCCUGGAUGGGCUGGCCUUCACUUAUGUUGGGCUGGUCACGAGAUUGCAGCAACUUGGGCUUGGGCAUUUGGACGCACGACUGAGAUGGCCGGCUUGCUGGACUGGGCUGCGGGCUGGGCGCUGGCCUAUUGAUUGGAUUGGACCUACGGCGGUGGGCUGGAGCUGGCUAGGCUGGAGGGUAGACGACGUCACACACAGUCCGGUAUCGCUGCCCAAGCAAGCCCGUCACUGCCCAAGCCCGCCCGGAUCUGUGAUCGUUGUUGCUCGAUUUCAUCCUCACUGUUCAUGGUCAAAAUUCACUGCCCGAACCUCACCUUCAUGGCCCGGAGGUCGCCGGAGUUGCUGGGUGACCACGGUUGUCAGUUCACCGGAUAGUUACCAGCUCACCGCCGCCACUGGAUGCUGGCUGUUACUCUGCCGGAGCUGCUGGACUUCGCCGGAAAAGAGGUCGCUAGACAAGGGGUUGCCGGAAGAAGUCGUCGCUGGUCACUGUGGUCAGUCAGCGGCGUCGCUGCCGGAACUCGGCGUUAGAUUGAGCGCUAUUGCGUUGUUGAUUUGCCUAGAGAAGAAUUGGCUGGAGUUGAUGCUGGGAUUUGGCCAGACGUUGUCGGAGCUCGCUGGUUCGAGGUUCGCAGAAUGCUCACCGUCGUCGCCUCUGUAGAUCGUCGCCGGUCGGACGACUCUUCCGCCUUGCCGUCGUAACCCAUGUCUGCGAAUAAGAAAGAUGAGCGAGGACGAUGACGUCGAUUUAGAUACACGCAAGCGAAAGAUCCUAUAUACUCCGUAUUCGUCCACUUUUGACUUUUGGAAUUGUUCAUCUAAGCACUUUGACUCAUCAAAUUCUCUCAAUGUGUAAGCCUAAAUAUAGUCAUUUGUGAUCU